Messenger RNA from Aureobasidium vineae, 714 nucleotides. The record is from the annotation of a GenBank genome assembly. Lineage: Eukaryota; Fungi; Ascomycota; Dothideomycetes; Dothideales; Saccotheciaceae.
AUGUCUAUUAUGCUUUCGCCCUUGUCUGUGGCUCGCUGGCGUGUUCCCAGAAUAGUCGGCACUGUGCGCAGCAGCUCGAAUAGCAGUCAAUCAACCCAAAAAGAACUCGAAAUCAUUCGCCGCCUGCAGAGACAAGAGCGUAUCACCGCCGCCACUCUGGAUGCUGACAUUGAUGAUUUUCUACAACGAUUCGAUCAUUUCUACAAACCAAUGUCUGCUAUAGACAAAUCCGUCCAAUCUGCUCUACGACAGAACAAGUAUAUUUCUACAGAAAGAUUGGGCCACGACAACAAUAUCAGCGUCUUCAGCAAAGAAAUUAUCGGACAUUUCAACGACUUGAAAAAACACAUCAAGGAUUACAAGGAGGAGCCUUUUUCUACCUGGCAACCUGGCGACUCAGAUGUGGUCCUUCGUCAACUCAAUGACCCCAAUCUAAAGCCCGAAGACUUGGAAAGCGAGAUGAGAACCAGAGAAAAGGAUGUCACACGUCUUCUUGACCAGGCUGACAACCAUUACGAAGCUUUGGUCAAAGCCAGAGAGACCUUGCGCGAGAAAGGCGUACGCGCUGCUGAAGCCGUCGCAGAUAGUUUUGUCAACUCACAUACAUCCGACUAUGCAAACAUUGAUGCUCCUUUGGAUCCUGUCGAUCUCGAUACUAUUGAUGAGGACACUACAGCCAUUCUCGCUUCUUUGAGGAUGAGAAAGACUCCUUGA